AGAAGAUGCAACUCCAUCAGAACGGAGUCGGCGUUAUGAUGGCGGGAUCCUUCAGUCCUGCCGUAAUGAGAUGUCGACAUGCAGAAAUGUGUAUAUAUAGACAUUCAGUCUCAAUCUUAGGCAUACUGCAACAAACCACAUCAGCUCGCUUUGCAUAGACUGAAAGAUAUUUGAACGCAAUACCUACCCUGAGCAUAAAACGCACUCUUUUCAAGCCUACAAAAUGCCAGCAACCGAGUCGAUCAAAAGCUACGGAUCCGUUCCCGACCAAGCACAAGAAAUGAAACCAUAUGCCAAGGGAGCCAUUACCGCACUCGGCGCAAUUCGUGCGGUGCUCGGUGCAGGAUUGCUCAUUGCUCCACGAUUCGUCGGCGGAUUGUUCCACAUACCAGUUACGGCACAGUCAGCUCUGAUCGGACGCGCAGUUGGUGGUCGAGACCUCGUGCUUGGCGAGCUGCUUCUCACAGCAGACGGCUCCCAGAAGGACAGGAAGGAGGUGAAGCGCGCAUUGUGGGCAGGCCUUGCUGCCGACGCUCUGGAUAUAGGCUCCAUCGUCUUUGCGGUGGCUUCAGGUCAAUUGAGCAGAACCGGUGCAGGCUUGUUCGGCGGAGGAGCGACUGCAUUCGUGCUGCUGGGAGUGGUUGGACUGCGCAGCUUGAAAUGAGUCGGGGCAUAACUCACCAUUGCUGCUUCAUUUUUUCACAGUGGUCACAGCUUGCGAAAGCGACGACUCAAAGAUGAAAUUGGAUUUUUCCCGUGUACAAUUACAAGUGCGUGGUAUUUAGACUGGAGAAUGACU
This is a messenger RNA of Verruconis gallopava, 799 nucleotides long. RefSeq lists its product as uncharacterized. The record is from RefSeq and is a predicted model, not a curated record. The transcript has a single exon. Lineage: Eukaryota; Fungi; Ascomycota; Dothideomycetes; Venturiales; Sympoventuriaceae. Bases 224 to 664 code for a protein of 146 amino acids.